This is a messenger RNA of Cyclopterus lumpus (lumpfish), 1288 nucleotides long. Its product is annotated as transcription factor HES-2-like. The transcript has 4 exons. The record is from RefSeq and is a predicted model, not a curated record. Lineage: Eukaryota; Metazoa; Chordata; Actinopteri; Perciformes; Cyclopteridae. The coding region runs from base 23 to 622 and encodes 199 amino acids. Gene Ontology annotation, biological process: anterior/posterior pattern specification; regulation of neurogenesis; regulation of transcription by RNA polymerase II. Gene Ontology annotation, cellular component: nucleus. Gene Ontology annotation, molecular function: protein dimerization activity; DNA-binding transcription factor activity, RNA polymerase II-specific; RNA polymerase II cis-regulatory region sequence-specific DNA binding.
UAUCACAAAGAAGACGCUGAAAAUGUCUCCUAACAUGACCUGUGACGCUCUCCAGUCUUUUUCUCCAAGGCUAACUGUAGCCAAAAGAAAAGAAGCUCUUGAGCUUAGAAAGACAAUGAAACCUUUAAUGGAAAAAAGAAGGCGCGCCCGUAUCAACGACAGCCUGAACCUUUUGAAAAACCUCAUUCUUCCCCUCACAGGCAGAGAUAAGACUCGCUACUCCAAGCUGGAGAAAGCUGACAUCCUGGAAAUGACUGUGAGGUUCCUCUGCGACAUUCCCCCUGUUAAAACAAAAAAUUCCGCAGACAGUUACAAGGAAGGCUACAAAGCCUGCCUCCAGCGCGUCUCCAGCCUGCUUCCCAAAACGAAUCUGGACCAAGACGCGUGUCAGCGGGUGAACGAAUUCGUCCAGCAGUCCAUGUCCGCCACGGUCACCCCAGCCUGUCUGAGCUGCUGCGCUCAGAGCUCCAGGACCUUCCCUGAGAUCCAACAGAGACUCCUGAGCCUCAAAUCCAGCUUCAGCUCCAGGCUGGAGAGCCAGUCCCGCAGCGGCGCAGCGGCUCCCAGCCGAGCCCAGUCAGGGCCGCAGGCUGUCGGCGAUGCCAUGUGGAGACCUUGGUAGAGUUCCUAAAUCAAAGUAGCUGGAUCUCCCAAAACCCUGUAAAAAGACUGUAAAGUGUUUCAUAUGUAGGCAGCAUGUUGAGAGGCAUCACUUGUAAAAAUGCACAGUGAUUCACAGCCUCGCUACCGUUGAUGAAAAGCCAGAAUUCAUCGUUAAAUCGUAUUGGUUGAGUAUUAUAUACUUACGUUGCGCACGAGUCUAUUGUCCAGUAUAAGUUGACACGUUUAGACAGUCGUAUUUCUUUAAAUCUGCAUGUAUGUAUACGGUAAAUAUUUAGUCCGCGGACUAAGUGAUUAAGGGCCAUUGAAACAGCCCUGUAAGACCCAAAGGGUCAGUCUGAAUUUGCACAAUAGACUUCAGUGUUUUGAGUCUGUGCAGAUGAACUAUGUAGACAUAUUAUGUGUCAUUCAAAGUAUCUCUGUCGGGAUGUGUUUUAUUUUUGCUAUUUAAAGCAAAUGGUGUAUAUAUGUUAUAUAAACUAAAAUAAAACUACGAUGUCGUGGUAAAAUAUUGUGUUAUGUUGUUGGCGCACUUCACACACACAUGAGGAUAAAGUGAAUGCACCUUGCAUCGGGUUAUAAUUACAGGGGCAAACUACUGUGUAAUCAGAUUCAUUGUAUUGAAAGGCAUCAGAAACACAUGUUUUAAUAAGGCCUGCCACCUUCC